Molecule: messenger RNA, 828 nt
Organism: Mesocestoides corti
Lineage: Eukaryota; Metazoa; Platyhelminthes; Cestoda; Cyclophyllidea; Mesocestoididae
Source: the annotation of a GenBank genome assembly
AUGAAUUCCCUUUCUGAUAACCAAGCGGAUGAGUCGGCCUAUCAGGAUGCAGGCUAUUAUGGCACCAUCGAUAGCUCCUUGACUGACGCUGACGCCGAUUAUUCAGCUACUGACAUGGAGCAGAGAUCACCACUUCGUGAACAGGACCGUUUUCUUCCGAUAGCAAAUGUGUCCAAGAUAAUGAAAAGAGCCAUCCCCCCAAAUGGAAAAGUGGCAAAAGACGCCAAAGAAUGCGUACAAGAAUGUGUAUCCGAGUUUAUCAGUUUCAUAACUAGCGAGUAUGUUAGAGUUAUCGUAUUACCAGUUUAUGCUAGAGCUGCUGAGCGUUGCCAAAACGAAAAACGCAAAACUAUCAAUGGUGAAGAUCUUCUUUGGGCCAUGAAUGCAUUGGGAUUUGAAAACUAUGUUGAACCACUGAAGACAUUUUUGGUAAAAUAUCGCGACGCUAUCAAGAUUGACUCCACCAUUAUAAAUUCGUCAGCCGAAUUAGCAGCUACUCUUCAACAACAGCACCCACACCACACCAACACGGUAAUUGUUGCUGCACCACCAAAUCUUCUUAAUUCUCCGGCUGCAAUGGCUCAGCGACAAGUGACUUUGAAUGGUGCUUCCGCCGUGCAGACUGGUACGACAAUCGAGAUGCAGGCGCCAGGUACGGAAGUUAAGCAGGUCGUAACGGCGACAAUUGAAGGCGGAGAGUUGAAACCUGGAACCGCCGCCCCAACCCACCUCACCAUGGCCUCCACGGCCACCGGUCAAACGUUUCUUGUCCCUUUCACUGGCCAGGACUUGAAGUCCGACGACGUAGACUACAAGGUCCUGACUUAG